GCCAUAUCCUCGCUUGUCCCAGGGCCAUCCUGAACGUCGCCACAGCACAGUGCUGGGUUACAGACCCUGGAUUCACUGCCCAAUUGGGGCAGAUUCUCGCACACUGCUCAGGACUGACAUUCUCCCGUCAUCAGCCAACAGUGGAUGACAGAACAUUCCCAGCUUCCAGCACCAUAUCUGGACAGAACCCCAAUUCUGACCGUGGAUCAGAAACUGGGCUCUCCCUUUCCCUCUGGUCUCCAGGAAAGCAGAUACAGGUCGACAGGAGGAGCCACUGCCGCCUACAGGACGGAUCUCUGUGGAAGAAGUGCAAGGUGAGGAAUUCAUCCAUGGCACCUCAGCAGAUGCUGUUGUGGCUGGUCCUCCUCAUUGUUCCCUGGCCAUUCCCUGGUGUGAUGGGAAUGCCAGUCGAGGUGACGGUGGGGGAAAAUCCGGUGCAGACGGGAGUCGGCUGGAAUACCACACUCCCCAUCUCCACCACCUCCCAGCUUUUCAUCGUGGAAUGGCAGGAACCCACGGGCGGCACCAUCCUCACCCAGAUCAAUGGGCAGCUCUUCAUCAAGGCUGGGACUCGGUACACGGACAGAGUGAGUCUGCUGCCCAAUGGCUCCCUCACCAUCAGCUCCACCACCCUGGCCGACGAAGGCAACUACUCAGUCAAGGUGGAACCAAACAGUGGGCAGGGAGUCACCACCAACAUUCUGACCAUCAACCUCUUGGUUUACGAGCCGGUGACAGGGGUUACCCUGACCAGGCCCCGGAGCGGAAUCCUGGAGGGUACGGCCAAUUUCUCCCACUCCUGUUCAGUUCUCACUGGCACUCGCAUCUCCUUCUCGUGGCUUAAGGACGAACGGCCCCUGGUCAACUCGAGCCGGGUGCGAGUGGCGGGCAGUGAGAUGAGCAUCCGGCAGGUGGUGCGCACGGACACCGGGCAGUACACGUGUGUGGUGAGGAAUCCCGUCUCCAGCGGCUCCCAGAGGCGGAGCCUCACCGUCUACUAUGGCCCAGAAUCGCUAGUGGUGAGCCGUCAGUUCCAAUCAGACUGUGUUACCCCAGACCAGGUCAUUCUGGGACGAAGCGGGAGUUUGAUCUGCCAAGCAGACUCCGUGCCCCAGGCCAACUUCAGCUGGACACGGCAGGGACAGGCACUAGCACAAGGCAGCACCCUCUUAAUCAACAGUUUGACCUCCAAUGACACAGGGUUGUACAUCUGCACCGCAUUCAACAUCCAGACAGGAUUUGAGAGGGCAGUGUCCACUAAUGUUGUCGGUGUGGGUGGAUGUCUGAGUGUUGGAGGGGUGGUGGGGGUCGUUAUUGGAGCAGUGGUUGCCCUCGUCCUCCUUGUCCUCCUGAUCGUCUUCCUGUUGAAGCGCAAGAAAAACAGGAAUGCCCCCUCAAAAAAACAAGCAGUGGCUGCAAGAUCAAGGGAGGUGGACGCCAAGGUCCUGCCCUGGAUCCAGAAGCACCAACAGGAGACUCCAGGCUUCGCUUCACCAUCACCCUUGGAAAGGGGGGGUCCAGAUGGGAACUACAGCAGCUACCCGCCUUCCACAGGAUCCAUGGUUCCCUCCACUCUGAACGGAGCAUCUGUACCCCACAGUGCGGCCCUAACCAGCGGCCGCCAAUCCACCCUCGUCUGAGGGCUGGGGCAGCAGAGGAUGGCGGGAGGGUGAAUGUGGACCUGCGAAAGCACUGACCGCCCCUCCCAUGAGACUGGUUAUGGAGGACCCAGUGGAAUGCCACAGAACAAUCAUCCUCCCCGAGUCCUCUCCCCGACAGGGAUAUUAAUACAGACCAUGAGGGUAAGGAUGGAUGCCUCAUAUUGAUGUGUGAUUGAGUGUUUUCACAAGUCCAGCAUAUUGAGGAACCCUACCUCAUGGAACAAGCCUCGAGGGCCAAUGCCUCACUACAAACAACCCAUCCCCACCCCCUCUGUUCACAUGAAGGACUCUAAUACAACCUCAGACCUCAUCCUCGUCCAGUUCCUGACUCUGAAACCAAGAAUUCACCUGGGACAAAGGCUAGACCAUAUCAGGAUUGAACCGGAUCGGGAUCAUAUACAAGGUCCCAAACAUGGAUUUAUCCAAAUCGGUGGCCUCUGCACGUCUCAGGCUGGACUGGUUCACGGACCCGGAAAAGGCCAGAUCAGCGACCUAAACAUGGAUUGAGCCGGUUGACGCUUGAACAUGGACUGCAUUGGAUUCAGUCCUGGAAUCCUCAGGGAUGUGUGAACUCUCACAUUGACUCAGUGAUGUUCUCUGAGCCCAUUACACACUUGUUGCUGGAUGUUCCAAGUUUCAGGUGGAGAGGGAGCAUUAAUCUGGGGCACAUGGAGUGAAGAGUUGAAAGAUGUAAAGGGGACUUAAGGGGCAACUUCUUCACCGAAAGGGUGGUGGGUAUGUGGGAUGAACUGCCAGGGGAAGAGGGCAAGACACAGCGAGCAGCUCCCUCCAAACUGUUCCAGCAUUCACUCCGGGGUCAGACACAGAGUGAGAUCCCUCUACACUGUCCCAUCACACACUCCUGGGGUUAGACACAAAAUAAUGCACACCGUCCCAUCACAGACUCCCAGGGUCAGGCACAGAGUGAAGCUCCCUCCACACCGUCCCAUCACUCACUCCCGGGGUCGGACACACAGUGAAGCUCCCUCCACACCAUUCCAUCACUCACUCCUGGGGUCAGACACAAAGUGAGCUUCCUCCAUACCAUCCUAUCACACACUCCUGGGUUCUGACACAGAGUGAAGCUCUCCCCUCACCGUCCCAUCACACACUCCUGGAGUUAGACACAGAGUAAUGCACACCAUCCCAUUGCACGCUCCCAGGGUCAGACACAGAGUGAAGCUCCAUCCACACCAUCCCAUCAAUCACUCCUGGGAUCAGACACAGUGGGAAAUUCCCUCCACACCGUCCCAUCACUCAUUCCCAGGGUCAGACACAGACACCCGGGGUUAGACACAGAGUGAAUCUCCAUCCAUACUGUCCCAUCACACAUUCUCCGAAUCAGACACAGAGUGAAUCUACCUCUGCACUGCCCCACACAAACCCCAGGAUCAGACACGGAGUUAAUGUUGCUCUACAGUGAGGUUCUUCUACACUGAUUCUCUGCCUCCCCCAUUCCCUCAUUCCAGACUCACCUUCCCCCCCACCUCCAUGGGAGAGAAUGACCCCUCAGAUCCCACUCUGAACUCCUCACCCUAUCCUCUACCCUCUGGCUUUACAUUCCUCUGCUAUAGGGAUAGGAUUUCUGCUGUCUGCCCUAUCUGUGACCACAUAGUGCUGCACAAUCCCAUCAGGUCUCUGUCAGCCUUCUCUGCGCACGUACAACAGUCCCAACCAUCCAGUCUCUCCCCAUAACUGUCUUCCAUCCCAGGGAAUGGAUGCUGAGAGGUGAGUUAGUAGAGCUGUACAAGAUUAUGAGAGGCAUUGAUAGAGAGGGUAGCCGUAAGGUCACAGCACAUUCAUUUAAGGUGCGUGGAGGAAAGUUCAGCAGAGAUGUCAGAGGUAGGCCUUUUUAACAGGGUGUAAUUGAAUUGCCUGGAAUGCACUGCUGGCAGUGGAUACUUUAGGAAGAUUUAAAAGACUAAUUUAAAGGCAAAUGGAUGAGAGAAAAAUGGAGGAUUAUGGGCUAUGUUAGAGGAAAGUUUCAGAUUGAUCAUGGAGUCAAUCAAUAACAUUGUCAGCAUAACAUCGAGGGCCAAGUGACCUGUACUGUGCUGUACUGUCCUACGUUCUAUACUCUAGUCAGCAUGUCCACGGGCACUCCAUGGACCUUCCAGACGUGCAUCAUGGAAAGUAUUCCAUUGGGCUGUAUCACACCUCCGGACCGUCAGAACCCGUAGAGAGAGGUAAUCACUACCCUCUCUGUCACAGGGUUCUCCCAGCUUGUUUACUCUGUCCAGCCGCACCCUGCACAGCCUCAGGAAGGCCAACAGUAUGGUCAGGCAUGCCAGCCACUCUCGUCCAUUUCCUGAUCUCUGUUUUACCUUCUCGGAGUGGGAAUCAGACUCCGGAACAAUUGAUUCCACUCUGCGGUUAGACUCCUGAACGGAUCACCUCUUUCACGUCUUCUUCCCGGUGGGGCUGCCCUGUUCUCAGACCCCUAACUCUCAGUUACUCCACUAUUGUGACUUUGUCAGUUCUUCAUGCACUACCUCAGUUUACAUCACAAUCAUGACGCAAGAUUGUGUUGAGUUUCUCGUUGCAUUUAUUAUUGGAAUAUCUAUACUGUUUAUUUUGUAAGCCUCAUACAAGCAUCUAAUUCAAUCGGAGUUUAAAAGUGCACAGUCCGGUUGUGACUUUCCUAGAUUGUAGGUAUGAACCUGGUCACUACGUUGAGACGCUCUUCCUAAUGUGUCUAUUUGGCUGAAUGGCUAAAUGCUUAUCUUAAUAAAUAUUUAAUUUGAGCAAAUUGUUGUCUGUGGUGGCAAGAGAAGUGGGAGGGAGAAGAGGGAGGAGGGAAGUGGGGGAGGGUCGAGGAGGAGGCGAUGUGUGAGAAAAAGGAGGGGAGGGAGGGAGAAAGGGGAGAAUAUGACAUGAAAAGGAGAGAGAGUGAAAUGGAGAGUAGAGGGAGUGGAGGGUGGGUGGUGGAGGAGAAGACCAUGAGAUAUAGGAGAAGAAUUAGGCCAUUUUGCCCAUCGAGUCUGUUCUGCCAUUUCAUCAUUUUACCUCUCAGACCCAAUCUCCUGCCUUCUCACUGUAGCGCAAGGGAAGUGGAAGAUGAGGACACGAAUGGGGCAGAGAAGGGAGAAGGUGAGAGAGAUGAAGUUCAGAUUAAAGAUUACCUUUGUUUGUCACAUAUACAACAAAACAUCCAAGCAUACAAUGGAAUAUGUCAUAUGCAUCGACGAACACAGUCUCAGGAUGUGCUGUCCGACUCCUGUCAUGUUUCCUGUGCAACAACUAACUAGUCCGUACGUCUUUAGAAUGUGGGAGGAAACCGGGAAACCUGGAAAAAAACCCACGUGGUCAAACUCCUUACAGACAGCGGUUGGAAUUGAAACAUGACAGGUGAUUGCCAGUAUACAUUCACCGCUCCGCUACUGUGUUGCUCAUUGUCCAGCGCUCAGCAUCAGAACAUCCUCCUCUCCUAUCAUCCCAUCCUCCCUCUCAUACACCAUGCCAUUCCCGCUCCCCACUCCAGCUCCUUGACCAUUUUCCCGUGAGAACGCAGCCCACAUUCCCACCUGAGAUGGAAAUUUAAGAUGGCCCUGCUGAGGGCGAGCAAAAACUUACUGGUUAUUCCCAAAAUAAGAAAUACAAUUACAUAAGUACAUGAGAAAUAGAGCAGGGGUCAGCCAUCUGCCCCGUCGAGCCUGCUCUGUCGUUCAAUAAGAUCAUGGCUGAACUGACCAUGGACUCAUUUCCAUCUACCUGCCUUCUCCCCAAAACUCUUAAUUCCCCUACAAUGCAAUAAAUAAAUGCUUUAUUUAGCAGGCUUUUUCCAUAACAAUAAUUAUGGUCAACAAUCACCAUAAAAAAUGAAGGGGCAAGCAAAGGCAAGGCUGAGUUGAGGGUUGAUGUGUGCGGGUGCAAGUCAAGGCCAGGACAAGGUCGAGGCACAUAGUCAUAGUCAUAGUUAUACUUUAUUGAUCCAGGGGGAAGUUGGUUUUUGUUACAGCUACACCAUAAAUAAUAAAUAGUAAUAAAACCAUAAAUAGUUAAAUAGUAAUAAGUAAAUUAUGCCAGAAAUUAAGUCCAGGACCAGCCUAUUGGCUCAGGGUGUCUGACUCUCCAAGGGAGGAGUUGUAAAGUUUGAUGGCCACAGGCAGGAAUGACUUCCUACGACGCUCUGUGUUGCAUCUCAGUGGAAUGAGUCUCUGGCUGAAUGUACUUCUGUGCCCAACCAGUACAUUAUGUAGUGGAUGGGAGACAUUGUCCAAGAUGGCAUGCAACUUGGACAGCAUCCUCUUUUUAGACACCACCGUCAGAGAGUCCAGUUCCAUCCCCACAACAUCACUGGUCUUACGAAUGAGUUUGUUGAUUCUGUUGGUGUCUGCUACCCUCAGCCUGCUGCCCCAGCACACAACAGCAAACAUGAUAGUACUGGCCACCACAGUCUCGUAGAACAUCCUCAGCAUCAUCCAGCAGAUGUUAAAGGACCUCAGUCUCCUCAGGAAAUAGAGACGGCUCUGACCCUUCUUGUAGACAACCUCAGUGUUCCUUGACCAGUCCAGUUUAUUGUCAAUUCGUAUCCCCAGGUAUUUGUAAUCCUCCACCAUGUCCACACUGACCCCCUGGAUGGAAACAGGGGUCACCGGUACCUUAGCUCUCCUCAGGUCUACCACCAGCUACUUAGUCUUUUUAACAUUAAGCUGCAGAUAAAUCUGCUCACACCAUGUGACAAACUUUCCUACCGUAGUCCUGUACUCAGUCUCAUCUCCCUUGCUGAUGCAUCCAACUAUGG
Mobula hypostoma (lesser devil ray) is the source of this 6405-nucleotide messenger RNA. RefSeq names its product carcinoembryonic antigen-related cell adhesion molecule 20-like. Lineage: Eukaryota; Metazoa; Chordata; Chondrichthyes; Myliobatiformes; Myliobatidae. The record is from RefSeq and is a predicted model, not a curated record. Bases 330 to 1640 code for a protein of 436 amino acids. The transcript is spliced from 9 exons.